AUGGAUACGGCAGCCUUCUCUGUCACCCUUAUCACUAUUAUUGUUCUAUUGAUUGUUAUUAUUUCAUCUUUCAUCUAUGUAAUCCCAAUAAUUUUCGUGCGUCGUUUUCAUACAGGAGCUAAUGUUCUUCUUGUUGGUCUCAGUGUAAAUGGUAUUAUCUGUUCGAUCUUGUGGGUUGUAUGGAAUUCAAUUUCUAUUAUUAAUCCAACACUUUUGGUUAAAUCGAAAGAGAUCUGCAUUGCGAUGAACUAUUUGUCAACAUUAGUCAAUAGUUUAAUAAUUUAUUGUCUAGUAGUCAUAACGAUCAACCAGUUUUUCGCAGUUAUUUAUCCUAAAAAGAAAUUAUUUCAUACCGUAAAGUGUGCCAUCUUUUCAAUAACGGUCCAAUGGAUUGUUUCGAUUAUUGUAUCAAUACCUGACGUGGUUAUUUCAGUUCCAGUUUGUGUAAACGGUGUUGACGCACCUCGAUGGCUCUACAUCUAUAGAUUUGUCACUAUUCUCGUAUUUCCAUCGAUUCUAAAGAUCGUUCUCAAUGCUUCGAUAUUUUGUUUUGUUCGAUCAUCUACUCGACGAGUUAAGCCUAAAGAAAACGCGAAGGGAUUAUCGAAUGCUAGCCCCAAAUGGAAAAAAACACGAGAUACACAAUUACUCAAGCAUAUGAUUUUUCUCUAUGUGGUAUUCAUUUUUGGGUGGGGACCAAUUUAUCUCCUCCCAAUAGCUGCUUCGUUUACAACUGUAUCACCACUGGUCCUUGCGAUUUUUCAAUUAUUACCCGUGGUUAGUUCGUUUACUAUUGUAUUGGAUUUAUUCUACUACAAUCGCGAUCUCAUAAGAUAUUUUAAAGAACAAUGUUUAAAAUGCUUCUGA
Adineta ricciae is the source of this 867-nucleotide messenger RNA. Lineage: Eukaryota; Metazoa; Rotifera; Eurotatoria; Adinetida; Adinetidae. The record is from the annotation of a GenBank genome assembly.